This is a messenger RNA of Myotis lucifugus (little brown bat), 3408 nucleotides long. It is a transcript of the gene ADGRG1, whose product is annotated as adhesion G protein-coupled receptor G1. The coding region runs from base 195 to 2141 and encodes 648 amino acids. The transcript is spliced from 12 exons. Gene Ontology annotation, biological process: adenylate cyclase-activating G protein-coupled receptor signaling pathway; cell surface receptor signaling pathway. Gene Ontology annotation, molecular function: heparin binding; G protein-coupled receptor activity. NCBI's taxonomy places the organism in Eukaryota, Metazoa, Chordata, Mammalia, Chiroptera, Vespertilionidae. The record is from RefSeq and is a predicted model, not a curated record. Gene Ontology annotation, cellular component: membrane.
CUGGCUGCCUGCCCGCCCUGCCCUGCGAGGAGGGGCCGGGAGCCACCACACACGCAUUAGCUCCCUCCGCAGCAGGACCCGGGCAGGUUAAUCCUCAGAGGUGAAUCUUGAAAGGCCGAUCAGCUGCCUGACCCUACCCGGACCCCCGCCUGGCACCAGGCAGUGACUUCCCAGGGUGACUCCUAAGGCGGAAGAUGGCUGCCCCAGUGCAGGUGCAGACGGGGCCGCUGCUGCUGGGUCUGCUGCUCCUGGUUCAAGGUGCCCAGGCUGGGGGCUUCCGGGAGGACUUCCGCUUCUGCGGCCAGAGGAACCAGACGCAGAAGAGCAGCCUCCGUUAUGAGCGGUGGACACAGCUGCGCAUCUCCAUCGAGAACUCGGAGGAGGCCCUCACAGUCCACGCCCCCUUCCCUGGAGUCCCCGGGGCUUCCCACUUCUUCCCCGACCCCAGGGGCCUCUACCAUUUCUGCCUCUCCUGGAACCGCCACGCUGGGGAAUUGCACCUGCUCUACGGCAAGAACGACUUCCUGCUGAGUGACCAAGCCUCCGGCCUCCUGUGCUUCCAGGGCCAGGAGCCAAUCCUGGCCCAGGGCCCCCGGAUGCUCGCCACCUCUGUCAGCUCCUGGUGGAGGCCUCAGAACACCAGCCUGCCCAGCGCUGCCGGCUUCACCUUCUCCUUCCACGGUAAGCCAGGCAGGAACAGCUUGUGCAAAGGCCCUGAGGCAGGGAAGGCAGAAGAACGCAAAGCAGGCUGGGAAACGGACAGGUGUGUGCGUGGGAGGGGGUGGAGGGGGCGGAGGGGGCGUGGGGUUUGCCUCUGGCUGACCCUAAGGACACUCUGUCUGCAGGAGGGGCCGGGGGAGAUCCUGGAGUACUCGGUGCUGCUGCCCCGCGCGCUCUUCCAGAAGACCAAAGGCCGGAGGGGGGAGGCUGCCCAGAGACUCCUCCUGGUGGACUUCAGCAGCCAAGCCCUGUUCCAGGACAAGAAUUCCAGCCAAGUCUUGGGGGAGAAGGUCUUGGGUAUUGUUGUGCCGAACACCAAGGUCGCCAACCUCUCGGAGCCCGUGGUGCUCACCUUCCAGCACCAGCCACAGCCGAAGAACGUGACGCUACAAUGUGUAUUCUGGGUUGAAGGCUCGGCAUUGACCGGCCCAGGGAGCUGGAGCAGCGCCGGGUGCAAGACCAUCAGCAGAGAGAUGCAGACGUCCUGCCACUGCGACCACCUGACCUACUUCGCAGUUCUGAUGGUGGCCUCCGUGGAGGUGGACGCCGUGCACAAGCACUACCUGACCCUCCUGUCCUACGUGGGCUGUGUCAUCUCCGCCCUGGCCUGCGUUCUCACCAUCGCCGCCUACCUCUUCUCCAGGAGGAAGUCUCGGGAUUACACCAUCAAGGUGCACAUGAACCUGCUGCUGGCCGUCUUCCUACUGGAUGUGAGCUUCCUGCUCAGCGAGCCGGUGGCCCUGACAGGCUCCGAGGCUGGCUGCCGCGCCAGCGCCAUCUUCCUACACUUCUCCCUGCUCGCCUGCCUCUCCUGGAUGGGCCUGGAGGGCUACAACCUCUACCGACUGGUGGUGGAGGUCUUCGGCGCCUACGUCCCUGGCUACCUGCUCAAGCUGAGCGUCGUGGGCUGGGGCUUCCCCGCCUUCCUGGUGACCUUGGUGGCACUGGUGGACAUUAACAACUACGGCUCCAUCAUCCUGUCUGUGCAAAGGACCCCGGAGAGUGUCAUCUAUCCUUCCAUGUGCUGGAUCCGGGACUCCCUGGUCAGCCACAUCACCAACCUGGGCCUCUUCAGCCUGGUGUUUCUGUUCAACGCGGCCAUGAUGGCCACGAUGGUGGUGCAGAUCCUGCGGCUGCACCCGCACACCCAGAAGUGGCCCCACGUGCUGACGCUGCUGGGCCUCAGCCUGGUCCUCGGCCUGCCCUGGGCCCUGGUCUUCUUCUCCUUUGCUUCCGGCACCUUCCAGCUUGUUGUCCUCUACUUCUUCAGCAUCAUGACCUCCUUCCAAGGCUUCCUCAUCUUCCUCUGGUACUGGUCCAUGCGGCUGCAGGCCCAGGGCGGGCCCUCCCCUCUGAAGAGCAGCUCGGACAGCACCAGGCUCCCCAUCACCUCGGGCAGCACCUCGUCCAGCUGCAUCUAGGUCGCCAGCCCGCCACCCGGUGUGAGGGAGCGGCGAUGCGGCCUCGCACCACUGCCCGCGCCCCUGCCGCCGGCCCCCGGACCUCAGAGGGCUGGAGCUGUCGCAUGGCGGCCGGACUCCCAGGCUGGGCCUUCUGAAUUGGCCCUCGGACCACCGGGCUCUUGGCCUCACUCUCAAGGGGCUCAGGAGUGGGACCAUCCUCCUGGCAGCCCUCGCCUGGGGCUGAACUCGCCCGCCCUGGGCUCAGCCCUCGUGGCUGGGGGUCGGGAACCGCAGGCCCCGGAGUCAGAUGGUGGACCUUGGAGGCCUGGCAGAGGCUUUGGCCUCGUGUCUCUGCCCAGGACAGAAGUGGGCCGUGGCUAUCCUGUUUCUGGCGACCACCAGGGGGGUACUCUGCAGCCCCUGUCAUUUUAACCCAAGGGUGGCACCCAGGGUGAAAGGGAUUGGGGCCGAGCUUCAGACCUCAGCAGGAGGAGACUCCUACCCCCACCCCUACCAGCAGCAGCUGCCCUGCGGCUGAGCUCAGGGCUUUGUGCUCUGUCAGCUUCCCAACCCACCCUCGCCCCUCCCCUGUCCUCCACGCACAGCCCGGGGUCCCCAAUUCUAAUGGUGUGUUUUGGGCCGUGGUUCCCCAGAGCUGCCCUGUGCCUGCUGUAAACCUUUACCUACUGCACGGGCCUUUGCGGGCCCCUGACUCAGGCUUAGGAUAGGUGUUCUGGGCUAGUUCCGUUUGUCCACCUGGGCCUCUCUAUAAGCUGCAUCACCCUCGUUCACUGCCAAGCCCAUACCUCUCGGGGGACCUCAGGCUCCCCAAGGCCCGCUGGUGGUAGGAACCAUGGCCCAUGGUGGAGUAAGUCUGUUUCCACCCCAGCACUCUGCAGACCGAGGCGUAUCUCAGCUGGUGACACUGGCCUAGAGCCCAUCGCAGUUCACUCUGCUGGACACAGAGGGUCAGACCUGGUCACCCCCACCCCCCUGUGACCUCUUAGCCUAGUGUGUGAGGCGCGCAUGAGACCAGAGCUCCUGAAGCUACAGGCAUGGAGUCAGGGGAGCCAUCCGCCUGGCGGGAAAUCCAGGAAGACUUCCUGCAGGAGGCAGCAUUGGAUCUGCAUCUCAGCCUUACAGAUGGGGAGGAUUUUCUUUGUAGUUACUAAUUCAUUUGUCUUUGAUAUUAAAAAGGAAGUGAUAUUCAUUGUAGAGAAUUUGGAAAGCGUAGAAGAGUGUAAAGAAAAUAAAAGUCUGCUGUUGUCGUCACCUAACAAAUUGA